Messenger RNA from Nanorana parkeri, 1128 nucleotides. It is a transcript of the gene MTFMT, whose product is annotated as mitochondrial methionyl-tRNA formyltransferase. The transcript has 9 exons. Gene Ontology annotation, molecular function: methionyl-tRNA formyltransferase activity. Gene Ontology annotation, cellular component: mitochondrion. The record is from RefSeq and is a predicted model, not a curated record. Gene Ontology annotation, biological process: conversion of methionyl-tRNA to N-formyl-methionyl-tRNA; biosynthetic process. Bases 29 to 1066 code for a protein of 345 amino acids. NCBI's taxonomy places the organism in Eukaryota, Metazoa, Chordata, Amphibia, Anura, Dicroglossidae.
CAGAUCCCAUCUUCAUUCUGGUGUUCAGAUGUUGUCAGGUGAUGAAACUACACAGACACACAGGUCCCGGCCACCUUGGAAUGUCAUGUUCUUUGGAACUGAUCACUUUGCACUGGAGUCUCUGAAAUUUCUGCACAGAUACAGUAAAACAGAAGAGGCUCUCGUUGGAAGGCUGGAGGUGGUUUCCCUACCGUCUUCAUUGCCGAAAGGAUUUCCAGUAACAAAUUAUGCAAAUGACCAAGGGCUUCCCGUGCACAAGUGGCCGGACACAGGGCAGUGUAACAAGUUUGAUGUGGGAGUAGUGGCUUCGUUCGGGCGACUUCUCAGUGAAGACCUUAUUGUAAAAUUCCCUUAUGGGAUCUUGAACGUACACCCUAGUCUCCUUCCCAGGUGGCGAGGACCAGCUCCCAUAAUGCAUACAAUGCUUAAUGGGGAUGAGGAAACUGGAGUCUCCAUCAUGCAGAUUAGACCAAAGAGGUUUGAUGUAGGUCCUAUAGUGAUGCAGCAGACACUCCCUGUUCCUCCUAUGUGCACUUAUAAGGAGCUGGAAGCAAUGCUGUCUGAACAUGGAGCUGAAAUGCUUGUAUCCGUUUUGAAAAAUCUACCUGAUUGUUUAAGCGUCGCUAAAGACCAGCCAAAAGAAGGUGUAACAUUUGCCCCCAAGGUCUCUGCUGCCGUUAGCUGUGUCAGAUGGGAGGAACAGACUCCAGAGGAAGUCAUGCGUCUAGAACGUGCUGUUGGAUUUGUGAUGCCACUUCAAGCAGUAUGGAAGGGCUCUCCUAUUAAACUGCUCAAUUUCGUAGAAGUCCCCGAUUCAUUGAUCAGUUCAGAUUUUUCCAGAGCCCCGGGAACUAUUAGAUAUCUUCCUGGACCUGAGAUCUUGGUGGUACGAUGCAAGGAUGGCUGGGUUGGAAUCAGAACGGUGAAACUAAAGAAGAACCUAUCAGCUAAGGAUUUUUAUAAUGGUUACCUGCACUCCUCGUUCACACAGAAAUCAGGCAUGUCUAUGGAGGAGUGCCGCUUCACUACACUGUAUGUACCAGGAAAACCUAACAAGGCAAAGUAGAAACCUGCCUUUGUAUGGAACGUGUGACACCGGCUCCAAGGAUGGAAAGUGUGCAUGGAUCA